UGGUGAGAGAGAGAGAGAGAGAGGAGAGAGAGAGAGAGUGUGACAUUGGACAGCGGAGGCAGACGGAGAGAGAGGGAGUCGUUAGCCACAUUGCCGCUGCUGUCUUCAUGUUGUUCCUCGGGACCAGACGGUGCGGAGGGGGGGUUAGUGUGAGCCAUGUGACCCCCGCUGUCAGGACCAGGUUAUAACGGAGACCUCCGCCCAGGGGAGGCUAGUGCGAGCGGGCAUCGUGACGAGACCCGCCGACCUGCUGGAGGCUGCCGGGUGGAGAAGACCCCCCGCUGUUUAUCGACCCCACACAGCCCGCCACCGUCCCGCCGGACCGCCGCGGCCCCCGACGCGGGCCCCAGGAUGAAGUUCACGGAGCAUCUGUCGGCGCACAUCACGCCGGAGUGGAGGAAGCAGUACAUCCAGUAUGAGGCUUUUAAAGAGAUGCUGUACGCUGCCCAGGACCAGGCGCCAUCUAUCGAAGUUACUGAUGAAGAUACGGUGAAGCGGUAUUACGCCAAGUUUGAGGAGAAGUUCUUCCAGACCUGCGAGAAGGAGCUGGCCAAGAUAAACACCUUCUACUCUGAGAAGCUGGCUGAGGCCCAGCGCCGCUUCGCCACGCUGCAGAAUGAGCUGCAGUCCUCAUUGGACGCCCUGCGGGAGAGCUCCGCCCAGGGGCGUGGCCUUAGGCAGAGGAAGACGGUGUUCGCCCUGUCGCAGCAGGAGAGGUGUAAGCACCGCAACAUCAAGGACCUGCAGCUGGCCUUCAGCGAGUUCUACCUCAGCCUCAUACUGCUGCAGAACUACCAGAACCUGAACUUCACAGGUUUCCGGAAGAUCCUGAAGAAGCAUGACAAGAUCCUGGACACGUCGCGGGGGGCCGACUGGAGGGUCACGCACGUGGAGGUGGCCCCCUUCUACACCUGCAAGAAGAUCACCCAGCUCAUCUCUGAGACCGAGGCGCUGGUAACCACAGAGCUGGAGGGGGGGGACAGACAGAAAGCCAUGAAGAGGCUGAGGGUCCCACCUCUGGGUGCUGCACAGCCCGCCCCUGCCUGGACCACCUUCAGAGUGGGCCUCUACUGCGGAGUCUUCCUGGUCCUCAUGGUUACCGUGGUGAUCACAGGCGCGGUGGUGAUGCGUGACGCUAACGUCUGGCCGCUGGUCAGGAUCUACAGAGGAGGCUUCCUGUUAAUAGAGUUCCUCUUCCUGUUAGGUAUCAACACCUACGGCUGGCGACAGGCUGGGGUCAAUCACGUCCUCAUCUUUGAGCUGAACCCCAGGAACAACCUGUCUCACCAGCACCUGUUUGAGAUUGCGGGCCUGCUGGGGGUUCUGUGGUGCGUCAGCCUGCUGUGCUGCCUGUUCAGCAGCAGCAUCCUGGUGCCCAUGCAGCUCAACCCCCUGGCGCUCUACGGCUUCUUCCUCCUCUUCCUCAUCAACCCCUUCAAGACCUGCUACUACAAGUCCCGCUUCUGGCUGCUCAAACUACUGUUCCGGGUGGUGACGGCUCCGUUCCACCGGGUGGAGUUCGCAGACUUCUGGCUGGCGGACCAGCUCAACUCCCUGGUGGUGGUGCUGAUGGACCUGGAGUACAUGGUCUGCUUCUACAGCUUCGAGCUCAACUGGCACCUCCCCGACGGCCUGGUCCGCCCCGGGGAGCCGGGCCGCAUGCCUUGCCACUCGUACUCGUACGGGGUGCGGGCGGUCAUCCAGUGCCUGCCCGCCUGGUUCCGCUUCAUCCAGUGUCUGCGGCGCUACAGAGACACCAAGCGGGCCUUCCCCCACCUGGCCAACGCAGGGAAGUACUCUACCACCUUCUUCGUGGUCAUCUUCUCCGCCCUGUACAGCACUCACAAAGCCAAGCAGCCGGCCGAGGCCCAGGUGUUCCUCUACCUGCUGAUUGGCUGCUCGGUGGUCAGCUCUUGCUACACGCUGAUCUGGGACCUGAAGAUGGACUGGGGCCUCCUGGAGCGCAGCGCAGGGGAGAACCCCCUCCUACGCGAGGAGAUCGUUUACCCCCAGAAGGCCUACUACUACAGUGCUAUAGUAGAGGAUGUGCUGUUGAGGUUCUCCUGGACGCUCACCCUCUCCUUGACGACCUUCUGUGACUUCCCAGGUCUCUCUGACAUCCUAGCAACAGUCCUGGCGCCGCUGGAGGUGUUCCGGCGGUUCGUAUGGAACUUCUUCCGGCUGGAGAACGAGCACCUGAACAACUGCGGUGAGUUCCGCGCGGUGCGUGACAUCAGCGUGGCCCCGCUCAACGCCGACGACCAGACGCUGCUGGAGCAGAUGAUGGACCAGGAGGACGGCGUCCGCAACCGGCAGGGCAAGAGGAACUGGAAGAGGAGCUACAGCGUCAGCCUGCGCCGGCCCCGCCUCGCCUCCCAGUCCAAGACCCGGGACACCAAGGUCCUCAUCGAGGACACAGACGAGGACUCCUGACAUCAGGCCACGCCCCUCGUCUGGGUCCACAACCUCUUCAAGAGCUCCGCCUCCUGAAGAGCAGACGAGCGGCGUGUUGGAGCGGCUCCAACAGACUCUAGCGGGGUCUCUAUCCCCCCCUACCCUCUAGAGAACGAGACCACACCCCCCUGGGGGUGGGCCAAGCUGAGAACACACCCCCUGAGACCACACACCCCUUUGGGGGCAAACUGAGACCACACCCCCCUGAGACCACACACCCUUGUGGGGGGGGCAAACUGAGACCACACCCCCCUUUGGGGGGGGGGAACUGAGACCACACCCCUUUUGGGGGGCAAACUGAGACCUCACCCCCUGAGACCACACACCCCUUUUGGGGGGCAACCUGAGACCACACCCCCCUGGAGGGGGGACUGAGACCACAGCCCCUUGGUGGGGCCAAACCGAGACCACACCCCCUGGAUGGGCAGUUGACCCCGUCAUGUCCUUCUUCCUCCUCCUCCUCCUCUUCCUGUUCCCUUCAGACCAGGAGGUCCCGAACCGCCAAGCUGAUGACCUCCCCUCGCCAACCAUCAACAGGGGACCCCCCACCCCCGUUCCAAUCCCCUCCCCUGGGGUCUGGCUCUUCUCCAGGCUUCACAUUCAAUCGGGCUCCUCCCAUUGGUGGGCCAGGACCCUGAAAGACACGCCCCCUCUUUCCACCCUAACUAACAUGAUUGGCCGGUCCACGGGUGUCACAUAGAUGCCUACCUGCACAGCACACGCUAUAGACACACACGCACGCACACACACACACACACACACACACAAACUUUGACACACACACACACACACACACACACACACACACACACACACACACACACACACACACACACACACACACACACACACACACACACGGUGGCUCUGCAUCAGAACUUGCGGUUCUGCUUUCAGGAACCUUGGGUAGAAAUGUUGUAAAUAAACAAACCAAUCAGGAGAGCCCCAGUAGUGACUCCAAUGUUCCGGCUUGUACACAAACUCUCUGAACUGAACUCUGCUCCUAAGUUGAAGGCCUGGGGUGAAGAUGAUGAUGAAGACCUUGCCCUGAGAGGUCAAAGGUCAAAGUGUUGAAUGUACCAGGUCAUUGUGUGUGUAUAAGAUAGAGUUAAUGAGCUUGUUUUAUUUAUAUAUGUAAGGCUCGCUCUGACUGGCUAGGAUCAAUACUCUCAUGCAUUCCACCAAUCUCACGGCCCGACUGGUGUGGUGGGCAGGGCUUCCAGCCUUACACUGGGUCGCCAAGUGUGGUUGGAGUCGACCAAUCAAGUUUAUACUCCUCAAGCUAUGUGUACACACACACGCACACACACCAGCAUAGCUUUCCUUAGCGCUGCUGUAGCUAGCUCCUGGCAUCUCCAUGAAGCAUCACUGAAGACAUUCCAUGACACAAACACACACACACACACGCCUCCUACUUAUUUCUUUAUAUUUUCUUACUUUGGAGAGCUGCUCAUGAGUUAGCUCGUGUGUUAGCGUCAUGAGCUAGCGCCAGGCUAGCUGGGAGCUCACCGUGUUGAGAUGUUGUCUCGGUUCCUUAUGUUGAGUCACUCAAACGUAUCUGUUGUCUGUUCCUCAUGUCUGCAGUCGGUGACCAACCGACGCCACUAAUGACGACUAAUAAAAAAACUGCUUCUAGGAGAUUCGGAUUGGAUGAACCCGGCCAGCAGGCCCCGCCUCUCCCCUGUGAUUGGUUCCUGUGAGCGGUGAUGUUUUGUCUGCUGGGGUCAUUAGGGUCGCUGACCUCGUCUGAUGGAGGAGAACAUUAUGCUGUUAAAUGACCGUUACAUAUAAAGAUGUUAACUAAAAACGUUUAAGUCUUGCGACAAAAGUCUGCACUAAUGUCGUAUUUUCCGCUAGGAAAGCCUAGAUGAUGUUAAGGCCCCAGAUGUUACAUAAGGCACUCUGUUAAAGUGACUCAGAGGACCAGAGUGUUUAAUGAGGUCCUGUCUGUCUGGUAACUCCCUCAGGGUUCUCUGGGCUAACCAUGAGCACUAGCAACUCUACCGCGCUCUCCGAUUGGUGAGAGACGGUGAUUGCAUUACCCUGUACAGCCUGCAUACCAAUAUACACCUCUGACCCCA
Molecule: messenger RNA, 4535 nt
Organism: Gadus morhua (Atlantic cod)
Lineage: Eukaryota; Metazoa; Chordata; Actinopteri; Gadiformes; Gadidae
Product: xenotropic and polytropic retrovirus receptor 1 homolog
Exons: 16
Coding region: 352-2433 (693 amino acids)
Biological process (GO): phosphate ion transport; cellular response to phosphate starvation
Cellular component (GO): plasma membrane; Golgi apparatus; cytoplasm
Molecular function (GO): phosphate transmembrane transporter activity; inositol hexakisphosphate binding
Source: RefSeq, a predicted model, not a curated record